Patella vulgata (common limpet) is the source of this 2340-nucleotide messenger RNA. RefSeq names its product toll-like receptor 2 type-2. The record is from RefSeq and is a predicted model, not a curated record. Gene Ontology annotation, biological process: toll-like receptor signaling pathway; immune response. Lineage: Eukaryota; Metazoa; Mollusca; Gastropoda; Patellidae. Gene Ontology annotation, cellular component: membrane. The transcript has a single exon. The coding region runs from base 368 to 2164 and encodes 598 amino acids. Gene Ontology annotation, molecular function: protein binding; transmembrane signaling receptor activity.
GUGUAUGCAUGCAAUGAUUGAUGAAUGACAAAAACAAUAUUCAAGUAGAAAUGAAGACAAGACCUAAUUAAUGUGUUUUUAUUUUUGUUCUUUUUUCUGCUUCACUGGUUUUACUAUGUGGAUGAUAUAUACCAUGCAGGAGGCAGCAAUGACUUUGAUGGAUAUCUUCUUAAGUGUCGUCGUGUGAGUAAAAAAAUAGCUAGGAACCCCAUUAUUCAUUUUAAUAGAAUUAUACAACAAUAUAAUUUGUUAGGAAAAUUCACUGUAGUCAGUUGGUUUCGGGAAAGACACUCGUGUAUACAAAACAGUUAUUGAGAAUGUUGUGUUAUGCAAUUUAGAGAAUUGAAACUGGCAUUCAGAUUAAAAAAUGAAGUGGAGCCAGUUAUUCAAAGCUAAACUAGCUGUAUUUAUAGCGUUGUGUACAGUAUCAUCAUCACAUCGGACAUAUCCACCAUCUUGGAUUGAAGUCUGCAAAGUGACAAGAACUGUGGAUAGAGAAUCGAAACAUAUAGAGUUAAACUGUUCGCUUAGUGGUAAUGACCAAGUAACCAUUGUCCUUAAACAUUUAAAUGAUUACACGUCAAAUCUAACAGAAGACAUUUCUUACAGUGCAAAUUUUCAUUGCACUGGCGCUGGAAAUCUGUCCAUGUCCUUGCCUAUGAAGAUAGAGAAAUUAGUGAAACUAAAGAUUGAAGGCUGUAGUGUGCGGGAUUACUUCAACGAUUGGAACAAUGCUGAAAUGGAUAACAGGACUGAUAGUUUAGAAUCACUGACUAUUAUUAACUCAGAUAUUGUUAUCGACCCCAUUGUUCUUUUUAGCAGUCUUAACAAUGUGCAAAACAUUACUAAGGAAUUUACCUGUGGUCACGAUGCAACCAUUAAAAAGAUAACCAGAAGAAACAUGACCAUGUCUUUUAUUAUCCGAAAAGAACUCUUAACUGAAACUACUUCCGGGCCACAGAUGGACCAGGUACAACUUAUCAAUGAUGUGUUAGAUUAUAAACCCAUUUGCAGGUAUCUCCAUUUGGAAGAACUUGAAGAUUCCCAUGCUAACACCAUGGUUGUCUAUCACGUCAGAGUUGUGGGUCAAAAUUCCAAAUUUCCAGUUUUGAAAUAUUUAAAUUAUUCUCAUAACAAUUGGAAGGAAAUAUCGGAAACCUUGUUAGAUUGGAGACUAACGUUCCCGCAACUGAAAUACCUAGAUCUUAGUUACAAUAAAAUCACGGAUGUUCCAAUGAAAAAUAGAUUCGACGUUGAACCGGGUGAGGAUACUAUCAUUGAUGUAACGCAUAACAAUAUAACUGUGCUUACUGUUAAAGAUCUGGUCGAUUGGUCAAUGUUGGAACGAAUGUUCAUUGAUAUUAGGAAUAAUCCUUUGGACUGUGAUUGUUUAAAACAGGAAUUUAUUUACCAGGUUCAAGAUGAGGAUUGGUUUGUUGGUGAUUUGUUUAAAUAUAAAUAUAUCAGAAAUAUGACUUGUGCCACUCCACUUUCAGCUCGUGGUAAAAUGUUACACUAUUUGACUAAAGAAGAUAUGGGAUGUGCGAUACCCCCAGCUGAUCUGACUGUAGCUCUCGUUAUAUUGGCUAUUGUUGCUUUUUCGGUGGUUGUAAUAAUUAUUCUAAUUGCACGAUAUAGAAAGGAAAUCAAAAUAAUUAUUUAUACAAGAUUUGGUGUGCUGUUUCCCUGGGAUGUGGAUGAUAAAAAGGAGUCUAAACGCUACGAUGCAUUCGUUUCAUACAGUACGGCGGAUGAGGAUUGGGUUUAUGAUGUACUCCAGAAUACUUUGGAACAACCGAAAGCCAAAGGAACCAAGCCAUUUGAAUUAUGUCUUCAUCAAAGAGAUUUCCUUGGUGGCAAAACCAUUUUGGAUAACAUCAUUGACAGUAUUGAGAACAGUCGACAUUCUAUCGUCAUCUUGUCUAAUAACUUUAUUCAGAGUAUAUGGGGGAUGGAAGAAUUUAAACAAGCUUACUAUCAGAGUAUUGUGAAGAAGCAUCGUCAUUUAAUCAUUGUCAAGUAUCAGGAAGUCCCAGAAAGCAAAAUGGAUCCUAUAUUGAAACGUUGCCUUAAAACGUUUACCUAUUUGGAUGUUAAAGACAAUAUGUUUAUGGAUCGACUGAGGUUUUCGCUCGUCGUGAAAAACCAGGCAAAUAAAAAGUAAUUUAUAAUAUACUGACACAUUACUAUAAACCCAUUUAUUGUUUAAAGCUUUAAUCGUAUUACCAAAGAAUAAUUAUAAAAUGUGCUUGCAAAGAACUGUUUCAUUAAAAAAAAUAAUGGGCAAUUGUUAUAUUAAACACUGGGAAUAUGGAUAUCUCUGCCCGAUUUGCGAUUUAU